Molecule: messenger RNA, 1850 nt
Organism: Melitaea cinxia (Glanville fritillary)
Lineage: Eukaryota; Metazoa; Arthropoda; Insecta; Lepidoptera; Nymphalidae
Product: ADP-dependent glucokinase
Exons: 3
Coding region: 154-1620 (488 amino acids)
Biological process (GO): glucose metabolic process
Cellular component (GO): endoplasmic reticulum
Molecular function (GO): ADP-specific glucokinase activity
Source: RefSeq, a predicted model, not a curated record
UUCACUUGGUGAAUGGCCGAGUUACUUAUAUUAUCUUUAUAACUAUAAUAAUAUAUUAUUUACACACUAUCAUUAUAAUGAGGUGACGUGGAUCUAUUACAAAGCUCCUUACUUAUGCAUUCCAAUAUAACGUAGAGUAAUUAGAAAGUGACAAUGGCCGGUACGCCGGUUAAAUUGGGCUCGAUACUAUCGUUCUGUGCUGUGCUUUAUGCGAUGUUUUACAGAAGAGAUAACUUCGGAGAUGUAAGGCUAUCAUCAGUGAAAGUACAUUUACUUCACCUAGAGAAGGAGAACAGAGUAGGGUCUGGAAUUCAUCAACCUAAAGUGGCGCUUGGCUAUGGCGCCUGUCAUGACCUUUUCGUUAACGCGACCUCAUUAUUAAACCCUAAAGAUUUAAAAGGGAAGCCUGAACAUUUUAAUGAGAUAACCAGUAAAGAAGAGUUUAUAAAGAGCUUCGCUUAUUUUUUUAAACAUGGUGCAGCUGCAGAACGAUUUAUGUCCAAUGGGGAACUUUAUGAUGAGUUAGUGGAACAAUCACUAAAAUUACCUGAUUCAAGAUGGGCAAUUGGUGGAAACGCUCCUCUCAUGGCAAAAAGGUUCCAUUUGGAGGGCUGGAAGGUGUUGCUAGGUGCAAAAAUGAGUAAAAAAUUAAAAAGUUACAUUCCAAAAGAUAUAGAAAUAGUAGGUGAUGAAAAUGACGAAGAAGUAAAAGAUGAUGUUCACAUGAUAUUAGAAUAUAGGGCUGAUGAAGAAUUUGGUGUAUAUAAAUCACCAAGAGCAAAUAGAUACAUUAUGCACAAUGAUGAAAAUAAUCCAUUGUUAACGUCAUUGGAGAAAUUAGGAAAAACUUUACCUUUGUUUAGUCCUAAUUUGCUAGUCAUUAGUGGUUUACAGAUGAUGGAUAAUUUUCCAUUCAAGCAAAAUGGAAGAGAUUUGAGAGCUGAACGGUUGGACCUAGUAAAACAACAAAUUUUAACACAACCUAUUAAUACUUUGGCUCACUUUGAAAUGGCUAGCUAUGUAGACUUAGAAUUACUUUUACACUUAACAACAAAAGUAAUACCAUUUGUAGACUCAAUUGGUAUGAAUGAACAGGAAUUAUCUAACCUCAAUAGUGUCUUAGAAUAUGGUAAAGUAAUGGUUGUUGCCGAUUCAAAUCCAAGAAUAGCUACAGCUUUAGACCAAAUGCGGAAAACAUUCGAAAUAAUCAGACAGAAGAAUAUACAAUUUGGAAGCAAGAGAAAAUUGACGAGAAUUCAUGUACACACUCUGGCGUAUCAAGCUAUACUAACAGUGAAAGAUUCAAAUUGGAAAAGAACAAAGGCAGCAGCUGCUAAAGCCUCUUUAACAGCGCAUAGAUAUGUUUGUAAUUCUCAAAAUAUAGCUUUGGAUAAAAGCAAACUUUUGCUAGAUGAUAGCUUUUCAACGACAACUGAUAACAAUAAUAGUCGGGUAUUUUUUGAAGCAACAAGACCAGUUGCUUGUUGGGAUGAGGUAUUAGACAAUUAUGAAGUAGAUAUUUGUGUGGCUCCCGUUCUAAUUUGCACUGAAGCUCAACUGACAGCGGGUGCUGGUGAUAACAUAUCAGCUGCGGGAUUAGUAUUGCAGGUGGAAAAAUGAAUUUUAACUUUAUUUUGUAUGGAACAAGGUUUGAACAAUUUGUUUUUUAGGUGUUUUUAUAGAUAAAGAUAUUUAUUGAUCAAUUUUAUGUUAAAUAUCUUAUAAUUACCAAUAAUAGUUUUUUACUUUAAGUAUUCAAUAAUAUAAUAAAACUACACUUUUCAUGUAAAAUUAAUAUUUAUGCUUGAAUUCUUAGGCAAUAUUGUUAAAGUAUAUUCAAUUGGUCACUA